Porites lobata is the source of this 3036-nucleotide messenger RNA. The record is from the annotation of a GenBank genome assembly. NCBI's taxonomy places the organism in Eukaryota, Metazoa, Cnidaria, Anthozoa, Scleractinia, Poritidae.
AUGGCAGACCUGAUAACGUUUAAGCGUAUCCUAAACUACAUUCCAGGAAUCACCGAAUACCGGUUCAAAAUGGCGGGACAGCACUCUCUUCAAUAUGGACGGGGUGCCUUGCCAGCCCGAGCAAAAAGUCCUAGGAUGAGAGUAGAAGAUAAACAGUUGGAUCACUUUUUGACUUACAUAACUAACCCGCACGUGAUCCAGGAUCUUCCUUUUGGGCAGCGAUAUCUCCGCCUAUCUUCUGGAAAGAUAUUAGAAACCCCAAAUGUCAUUAGGGCGAUGAUCCCUAACAGGCUAGUAAAGCAGUACCAGGCUUAUUGCGAGGAGACGAAUUUCACUCCAUUCAGCCCAACAACAAUGUUAAGAGUCCUGUCUGGCUGCGGGGCGACCGUAAGGAAGUCCUUGCAAGGGCUCGACUACAUUGCUUCGGAUGGCGCGAAAGGGUUUGAAGCUUUGUGUGGAGUAGUGGACCAACUUAAAGAGAGAAGUCUGGACAGAGAGACUGCCAAAAAAUGGGAAGUGUCUCUGAGGGAAGGCAAGCAGUAUCUGAAGGCUGAUUAUAAGGUAUCAGAUACGGUUUAAAACAUGGUUAACUGAAAGUAAACCGGAAUAUAUAACGAACUGCCACGAGACUGGCAAAAUGGCAAAAUCUGUUAACUUUGUCGUGAGGGCUUAAUUAAAUCAGGUGGGUUCUUUUCCAAACUAAUUAUACUAUUGUUGGGCAAGAGAACACCGUUCUCUAUACUGGCGUCCGUCUUCGCCUUGUUAGGUGUGUACUUUAUUCUGCCAAAGGUUCAUAUUUUCUAAUUGCUUUAACCAAGCUUGGCAAAAAUAUUGCGCGUACAAUAGAUGAAAGCUCAGAAACUUCAAACGGUCACUAAAUUUACUACUUUGUCUUUUUUGAAGGUUCAUGUAUCCGAGUCCUCCCCGGUUGCAGACCAUUGCAGCGGAUACGCUCUCAGCGAUAGUAAGGACGAUGAACUAAGAUCCCAAUGCUCUCAUAAUCAUGACAUUCAGUGUUCACAGUGUGAAAGUCUCAGUAAUGUUCUUUUUUCAAUUAAAACAUUCUUGACUGAGUCAACGUUUGUACCUGAAGAACUAGAAGACGUCUUGUACACGCAUAGUCAUGCAGUCCAGGCAAUCCACUCCUGGAAAGCACGUCAACUCAGGUGUGUCAGGCAAGAUACAGCAAGGACGGCGUGCUUGAGCGCUUUAAAUGAGACCUCUGUACUCAUAACACAAGAUUGGGCUAUGAAGUUUUUACCGCUCAAAUAUAGAGAAAACCAAUCAGAUUGGUACGGGAAACGAGGAAUAUCGUGGCACAUAAGUGUCAUCGCAAGAAAAAUGAGAGGGCUUUUAGAAAGUCAGUCCUUCGUCCACAUAGUUGAGAAUACAUCACAAGACAGCUCAGUUGUAGUGCGAAUUAUUGAGCACACCUUAAGGUCGCUGAAAGAGGAGAAUCCUAGAAUCAACAGAGCAUUUCUACGGCAAGAUAACGCGGGAUGUUAUCACAGUUCUGCUGUAAUAGCAUCAUGCACCCUAAUGAAGGCAAACACUGGGAUAGACGUUUGCCGAGUAGAUUUCAGUGACCCUAAAGGAGGCAAGGGUGCUUGUGACCGAAAAGCCGCCACUAUCAAGGCCCAUGUCCGCAGGUAUGUAAAUGAGGGCCACGACGUGCAAAAUGCUGAACAGCUUCAAACAGCUAUCCUGUCUAAUGGAGGUGUCACCGGGGUUCGCGUUACUAUUGUUAAUGCUGCCGUUUCUGCCUGUGAACUGCCUCAAGUCAAACUUGAUGGUAUCAGCACGUUAAACAACUUUGAGUGCUGCAAAGACAAGUUGACAGUUUGGAGAGCUUUCAACGUCGGAAAUGGAAGGGAGAUCAGCCAAACGAAAGUUCAAGGUAAAAAAAAUACGGGCAUAGUGAUAUAUAAAUGUACUGUAUUGGAGUGUUGCAAAUACUCACUGACUUAGUCAGCUAAUAAUUACGGAUAACGGGCAAUAUUAACAGAGUAUAAGAGAGUCUAUACUAAUGGCUACUAUAGAUAACUCAGUCAGUUGUGUACAUGAUAAAUUAACAAACCUUUAAAAGACGCGAAAAACUUUUCAUCUGAAAUUAAAAAAGACUUCCAUUUCAAUGUUCGCUUUUUUAGUUGCUGAUGUCUUACAAAGCUGCAAAUUUACUUGCCGAUUUUCCCUUGGUGAUCCAAGGAAGCCUCAAAGAAGCCAAGACCCAACGAAACGACGACAGUAGAAGAAACGAAAGACGCUUCUGUAUUGUUCUCCUGCCCAAAUGAAGGUUGCAUCAAGGUAUACGAGAGAUACUCGAGUCUCGAAAGGCAUAUGUCGUUUGGCAAAUGCGAGUUGAUUCCGGAGAAAGAGACUUUGCUGGACAGGGCUAAAUUAACGUACCACGCUAUCCUUCAGGACGAUAUUGGCAUUGCAAAAGUAUUUGAAGGAAGGGAAACGGAGAAGAAGCACGGUGUCAGUUUACCUGAGGGUUGGGCGUUGAAAACUGCAAAGAAGUCGUCACGGUUUAACGAAUCACAAAGAAAGUACCUGCAGGAAAAAUUUGAGCUUGGACAGCAAACAGGCCACAAACAAAACCCUGAGAAAGUGGCGAGAGAUAUGCGUUUUGCAAAAAAAGCAGAUGGUUCGAGGCUGUUCUCGAGUGAUGAGUUUCUUACCUCGCAGCAGAUACAGUCUUUCUUUUCAAGAUUAUCGUGCAAGUUGCGUCACGCUGUAGAGGUUAGCGACUCAGAUUUACAAGCUUCUCAGGAUGAACAAGAGUUUUGCGACACCCGCCAGGCUGUGUUAGAGGAAGUACAGCUAGAACAUCCCAUCGCUUAUGACAACCUAAACCUUUGCGAAUUGACCAAGAAAGGUAACAUGAAAACACUCAGCAUUGCAAUGCUGAAGAACAUAUGCGAGUAUUUUGAUAUCUGCACGGAAGAAUUUAACCCAAGGCGCAAGGCAGAGUACCUUGCCGCGUUAGGGGAUCUUGUAAAAGGGUGCGGCUGUAACGCCCAAGAGUCAAAUUAG